AUGUCGCCCGCCUCUACGCAACGAAGCAGUUAUGUUCAGAGUCGGCAUCUUAUGUACGGCCAGGUACCACAGGAUAUGCCGUAUGCGGACGGCGCGAGACAUUCUGUGCACGGAAAUGCCCGGCAAGCGCACGAUGCGUCGUUUGGGUACGACAGUAACGGCGAUGCAAUCGUAUUUGACGAGACGAAGCCGCAACUGAACGAGGGAAUGACACCUCCUACAUUUGAUGGCGUUCCUGCAUUUGCCGAGACGUACUGGGACGAGCAGGAGCGCGAGCGGGGCCAACAACAUGUUAUGCCGUUCCGCCCCAGCGCCCAUUUGGGCAUUCCAUUGUCGCCCUCGAUGGGCCAUCCACUGCAGCCCACGCGGUUUGGUCAUGGCCGCCAAUUCAGCUCGGGUAUGUUUAACAGCAGCGACAAACUGCUCCAAUCGCCCGGGACGUACAGCAUGUUUGACCAAGGCACGCCGGGGUUUUCCGCACCGGAAAAAAAUGAUGAUACUCUCAACAUGGAGGAAAAGCAAGGGCCGAUGUCUGAGGUACUUGUCCCUGGGAAGCGCAAAGGUAAAGGUAAAGGUAAAGGUAAAGGUAAAGGUAAGGGCGAGGGCGAGGGCGAAAAAGUCGGCGCGGUGCCCAAAAAGGCGGUGCCAAAGCCCGCCAAGCUUGGCGAUCUGUUCCGCUUUGCAACGCCCACGGAACGACUGCUCAAUGUAUUUGGACUUGUCUGUGCAGCUGCAGCCGGCUCGGCGCAGCCGGUGAUGACGAUCCUCUUUGGUGAUCUUGCCUCCGACUUUUUGCGCUUUGGCAAUCAACUGCGAAAUGAUCCCUCGCAGGCCAUAUCGAUUUUGCAGGAUAUGCAGCACAAGACGGCGAUGAAUUCAUUGUACAUUGUGAUUAUUGGGAUCGUUACUUGGUGUGUGGUUUAUUUGUACAUGGCAAUUUGGGUAUACACGGGAGAAGUCAUCACGCUUCGGAUACGGAAAAUGUAUUUGAAAGCGAUCUUGCGGCAGGAAGUUGCAUACUUUGACAAUCUAGGCGCAGGCGAAAUCACAACGCGCAUCCAAAGUGAUAUUCAGCUAAUCCAGGAUGGGAUUAGCGACAAGAUCCCGCUGAUGAUUUCGCUCAUUGCCACUUUUGUCGCAGGGUUCAUUGUUGCCUACGUCCGCAACUGGCGCCUUGCGCUGGUCAUGUCCUCUAUUCUUCCGUGCAUUGUGCUCGCGGCAGUGAUUAUGAACAUGCUUGUGGCCAAGUACCAACAGAUUGAGCUGGAUUAUGUUGGAAAAGCCGCGUCGAUUGCAGAAGAAACGCUUUCCACCAUCCGCACCGCCAAAGCGUUUGCCAUGAACGAUCACCUGAGUAAACUGUACGACGUCAAGAACCACUACGCGACAGAGGCGAGCCAACAUCGCGCGGUCGCCACGGGAAUUGGCAUUGGCGCUUUUUUUUUCUGCGUGUACUCGGCGUAUGCUCUGGCCUUUUACUACGGCUCCAUGCUCCUCGCCAGUGGAAAUAUUGCAAGCGGUGUGGUUAUGAAUGUGAUUUUUUCCGUGCUGAUUGGCGCGUUUGGUAUGGCGAUGCUUGCACCCAACCUCCAAUCGCUGAGCUUUGCACUCGCCGCAGGUGGCAAAGUAUACGAGACAAUCGACCGCGUUUCCAAAAUAGAUUCGUCGAGCCCCAGUGGACUGCGCCCAAGCACCUGUGUGGGCAACAUUUCCUUUUGCAACAUCGACUUCAACUACCCCUCGCGUCCCGACGUGCCUAUCCUGCAAGACUUUUCGCUCAAUAUUCCCGCUGGAAAGGUGACUGCCUUGGUCGGUCCAUCGGGGUCCGGCAAGAGUACCAUCAUCUCUUUGGUGGAGCGCUUCUACGAUCCAGGGUCUGGACAUGUUUUACUCGACGGCACCGACGUUACAGAGCUCAACAUCCAAUGGCUCCGCACACAAAUCGGCUUGGUGUCGCAGGAACCGACUUUGUUUGCGACGACCGUACGGGAGAAUAUUGCCUACGGCCUCAUCAACAGUCCAUAUGCCAACUUGGGCCCUGAGGACAAGAACGAUUUGGUCAUUGACGCCGCCAAGCAGGCCAACGCGCACGACUUUAUCAUGCAGCUCCCAGAAGGCUACGAUACGCUUGUUGGUGAGCGCGCGGCGCUGCUCUCUGGGGGUCAGAAACAGCGUGUUUCCAUUGCCCGUGCAAUUGUGAAGAACCCCAAGAUUUUGCUUCUGGAUGAGGCAACCAGUGCGCUGGAUACUGCGAGCGAAGGCAUUGUGCAAGAGGCGCUCGAGCGCGCUUCACAAGGCCGCACUACCAUCACCAUUGCGCAUCGCUUGAGCACGAUCAAGAAUGCGGACAAUAUUGUGGUCAUGAAGAAUGGCCUGGUUAUGGAGCAGGGACGACACAAUGCACUUUUGGACAUCAAAGAAGGUAUUUAUGCAAACCUUGUCCACGCCCAGAAAAUCCACCAGCGAAACACCGAGGCGCUGCUGGAAGACGAGGUGGAACAAUCCAACUCCUACGACCUUCCAAUGCCGCCGGUGUACGCAAAAGAAGAGGCGGACGCUCAAAAUCCAAGCUCAUCGCGCUUGAGCAUUGCGACGCGCGACACAGUCUCUACCUACUUUAUGCGUCUCUCAGGCGUCCCCUCCUUCGAAAAAGACGUCGAGCCAAAGGAAAGGGUGUAUGGCAUUGUGUAUCUCAUGCUCCGCCUUGCCCGUACGGGUCAAGAUUUGCUGUUGCCCUUCUUUUUGCCCGGCAUGAUCUGUGCGAUUCUUACAGGAGGCGCAUAUCCUGCCUUCGCGAUUCUCUUUGGUCUUACGCUCACCAAUUUCCAACAAUGCUCCAGUGCGAUUGAUGGACCGUGUCCGCAGCCCGAGCGCAACAGUAUGCGCCACACUGCGAACCACCAUGCGCUCUACUUUUUCGUCAUUGCCAUUUUGUCUACGAUCGCGACUGUAUUCCAAAUGUCGCUGAUCCAACAAGGCUCGUCCUACUUGAUGCAGCGCUUGCGCAGCAAAAUGUUCCGUGCAUACAUGCGCGCCGACGUUGCCUUCUUUGACGAAAAAGACCACAACAGCGGUGCACUGACCAGCUCGCUUGCUGAGAACACGCAAAAGAUCAAUAGCUUUAUCGGUGUCUCGAUGGGUACAGUGGUCCAAUCCAUCUCCACGCUUAUUGUCGGCGCCGUCAUUUCGCUGAUCUAUGGCUGGAAGCUUUCAUUGGUCGUGAUUGCCUGCAUUCCAUUCACCCUCUCGGCUGGGUUUGUGCGUCUGCGCUUGGUCGUGAUGAAAGAUGUCAAGGUGCGGCGCGCGCAUUUGAUCUCCUCGCAAAAAGCGUGCGAGGCUGCGAGUGCGAUCCGUACUGUGGCGUCUCUUACUCGCGAAGAGGACUGCUUGGAACAGUACCAAGAGUCGCUCGUCGAUGCAUCGCACGUUGCCAAACGCGCCGCAUUGUGGGGCAACGUCUUUUUCGCUUUUUCCCAGUCCUGUUCUUUUUUCGUCAUUGCCCUCGGAUUCUGGUACGGCAGUCGGCUUAUUUUCCGCGGCGAGUACAGCAACGGCCAGUUCUUUACCAUCUUCACUGCGGUCGUCUUUGGCAGUAUCCAGGCGGGCAAUGUAUUCAACUUUGUCCCGGAUAUCUCGAAUGCGCGCAGCGCUGCGACCAACGUGUACAAACUGCUGGACUCCAAGCCGCGCAUGGAUGCGUACUCAGACGACGGUAUCGUACUCGACAACUGUCAAGGCCAUUUGCGCUUCGAAGAGGUCAAGUUCCGCUAUCCGACGCGCACAAGCGUGCCUGUUUUGCGCGGUGUCUCGAUGGAUUUCCCUCCUGGCACGCACAAUGCCUUGGUCGGCAGCAGUGGAUGCGGAAAAUCGACUACCAUCCAGCUAACCGAACGCUUUUAUGACGUGUCAAGCGGUCGCAUCACGCUGGACGGCCAUGACAUUCGCACCAUCAAUCUCCGCUCAUUGCGCCAGCACAUUGCGCUGGUCUCGCAAGAGCCGACGCUGUACGAUGGUACGAUCUCGUUCAAUUUACGCCUGGGUGCAUUGGACGACCCUGAUGAUGUCACGGACGAGCAAAUGCGCGAGGCUGCCGCCGAAGCCAACAUUCUCGAUUUCAUCGAAGGCCUCCCAAAUGGAUUCGACACCGAGGUCGGCGGAAAAGGCACGCAGCUCAGCGGUGGGCAGAAGCAGCGCAUCGCGGUUGCACGUGCAUUGAUCCGCAGACCCAAAGUUUUGCUCUUGGACGAGGCUACCUCUGCGUUGGACUCGGACUCCGAAAAAAUUGUGCAGCAAGCGCUGGACAUUGCCGCCAAAGGGCGCACAACUGUGUCCAUUGCCCAUCGCCUUUCCACCAUCGCCAACGCGGAUAAAAUCUUUGCGUUUCAGGACGGUGUUGUGGCCGAAUCUGGUGACCAUAGGUCGCUCAUGACGCACAAGGGCAUCUACGCCAACCUUGUGACCCUCCAAGCGCUCGAGCGCUCUGUCCACUGCUCCGCACUCUACAACAUGCUCGGCGGUGCGUGGAUCGGUGCUGCACUUUUGUGCGCGGCGAUCGCGGACGCACGGAACGCUGCUCCAGUCAAAGGAAACAACGCCGUGUUGAGUGCGAACCCUGCGCAAGGCUCGUCCAACUACAUUCAGAACCACAUGCAGAACGAGCACCACAUUAACGCAUUUGACCUGCCGAGUUUCUUUGCGCUGCACGACUUGGACAGGAAUGGCGUGUGGGAUCGUGCUGAGAUUGAGGCCAUGUAUGGCGUUCACCAUUCGCUCUCCCGUAAACAUUCACCAGAGGCCGAGGUGCACGAUUCCAAGGCCGACACGAUUGUGCGCGAGGUGCUCCGCGUCCUGGACAAGAACCAGGACUCGCUGAUCUCGCGCUACGAGUUUAUGCGCGGCGGACCGUCUGCCCUGCCUUCUUUCCCAGAGUUCGGCAAGGACGCGCUUGGACACCACUACGACGAGGAAUCGGAGUAUUACGUCCACCACGAGAGCAUCUACCACAAGAAAGAGGCCGAUCAAGCGGCAGAAAAGUACACACACAAGGAGGAUUUGCAACACUUUGCAGACCACGCAAAAAUUGAGCGCCAAGAAGAGGAUCGCGAGCGUAUCGCAGAAGGACAGCCGACGAUUGCAGAGGAAGAGCGCCUCGAAGACGUCGCCCGCGCGAUGGGCCAGACGUACGAGAGCAAGUUUGAAAAGCAGUUUACUGACGAGGCGUUUGCUCAGGCCGACGUGGACCGCUCCAUGGACAACCUCGGCGCGGCGGGCCGCGAGCUGCUUUCGGAUGAGCACUUGUUCCGCACGCCCAACGGUCCUCGCACAGUCGUGUCCACGGUGGAGAAUGUGUACAUGGAGGAUGGCAAAUUCGGCGAAGCCAACGAGCCGCCUGCGUUUGCAUCAGACAACGAGAAGACGGGAGGCGCUGUGCGUGCGCCACCGGGCCAUAUUGACGGCGAGACCGAGCUUGGGCGCCGCAUUCGCCUGGAGCGGUCCCGCCGCGAGGCCAGUGGCCGCCCGCGUUUCGGCCAGGGCAAGAAUGGGUUUGCAAAGCCCAAGGACGAUGCGGACCGUCUUAAGGCCGGCGCGCCGUACAAGUACCGCGUGAAAAACAAGGGUUUCUUGCGUGAUGUUUAG
Messenger RNA from Malassezia vespertilionis, 5637 nucleotides. Its product is annotated as ABC-type xenobiotic transporter. Gene Ontology annotation, cellular component: membrane. Gene Ontology annotation, biological process: transmembrane transport. The transcript has 2 exons. Bases 1 to 5637 code for a protein of 1878 amino acids. Gene Ontology annotation, molecular function: ATP hydrolysis activity; ABC-type transporter activity; ATP binding. The record is from RefSeq and is a predicted model, not a curated record. NCBI's taxonomy places the organism in Eukaryota, Fungi, Basidiomycota, Malasseziomycetes, Malasseziales, Malasseziaceae.